AUGCGUUUCUCAAACCUCUUUGUCUCAACUUCUCUGGGCCAUCUAGCUCUCGUCGGGGCCUUCUCUACUGGAAGGCUUGAGAGCCGGAAGCAAGACCCUGGAACUGUUUGCUCUUCAGGCCAGACGUCCACAAAUGCUCCUCACAAGAACUUUUGGGGUUCUCUGACCACCGAGGAAACUAAGGACGUGCUUGCUCUCCUGCAUAGCAAUGCAACAGGUUUGAACCUGACCUCUGAAAAGGAUGCAGGAAGCCGAGACAAUAAGAUCAUGUCGGUUGAGCUUAUGAUGCCCAACAAGACCGAUGUCCUUCCUUUCCUCUCAAACAGCACCGGCAGCCCAGAGCGUUACGCCUUGGCUGCAGUCAUGUUUGGGGCAGUUGACAGUGCUUACGUUCAAGAGUUCAAGGUUGGGCCCUUACCAAUUACCAAUGCCUCAAUCGUGAUGCCCUACACCUACACAAACACAAGAGCAGGCGAUGGUAAAAUCCCAAUUGUCAACCCUGACGCUGAAGACUACGGCAACUUCAAUCUCAAGAUCAUGAAGGGGGCAGAGGACGUGACGAAGCGGCUCUGGAAUCUGACCGUCGAUGACGGACUUCAGAUCCCGUUGGCUUUCGCGGCCCCGCUCACAAUCACAGAUGACAAGGUUAUCAUGUGGCAGGGCUUCAAUGCACCUGUCACCAGUAUCUACGAUACCAUCUCUCUACUCCCGCUGGGUCUGUACUUGAGAACAGACAUCACAGGCCGUGAUGCUAGCAAGUGGAAAGUGACAGGUUGGGUAUACAACAACGAGUUCUACAAAGAUCUCGACGAUUUCCGCAAGGUCAUUGCGGAACCCGACUUCAAGCCCUUGGGAGCCAAUUUGGAUCAGCCUUGGGCCCAUACUAAUAAGCAUGGUGAUACUCUCCCUCUGGAUGAUAACCCUCCACCAGCCUCUGUUCAAUCUGGCAAAGAGAGGUUCGCUGUUGAUGAGGAAGAGAGCUAUGUGACUUGGAUGGACUUUUCCUUCUAUGUCAGUCUUACACGAGACAACGGGCUACGGCUUUAUGACAUUCGAUAUAAGGGCAAGAGGAUUAUGUAUGAGCUUGGACUGGACGAGGCUAUCGCACAUUAUGCCGGCAUCGAUCCAGUUCAGUCAGGAACCUGUUACUUCGACAGCUUGUCUGGAUUUGGGCCAACUAUGAUCUCUCUCGUCAAAGGCUACGAUUGCCCAGCAUACUCCCAUUACCUCAACGUCACACAGACUACAGGCGAGACGACGUAUACCCAGAAGGACGGUCUAUGUACAAAAGGCAUGUUCGAGAUUGACAAGGGCUUCCCCAUCCAACGCCACUCUUGGGCCAGCCACACCACCGUAACGAAGAACAUCGCAUUCAACAUCCGUGCCAUCUACACCAUCGGAAACUACGACUACAUGACGACUUACCAAUUCCAUCUAGAUGGUUCCAUCGAAGUAGACGUCAGAGCAUCGGGCUACAUCUCGUCAGCAUUCUACGCUGAAAAUGAAGACUACGGCUUCAAAAUCCACGACAGUCUUUCCGGUUCCCUCCACGAUCAUGUCAUCACUUUCAAGGCCGAUUUUGAUAUCCUGGGGGAGAAGAACUCUUUGCAAAAGAUUUCUAUUGAGCCUACGACUGAGAAGUACAAGUGGUCGGAUGGUCAGACACGUAACACGAUGAAGGCAGUCAAGAGCUUCAUUGAGAAUGAAGAUGAUGGUAAAAUCAACUGGUCACCCAAUGGCGGAGCGAUGUAUGCUGUGGUCAACAAAGAUGAGAAGAAUCCUUACGGCGAGAACCCAGGAUACAGGAUAGUACCAGCCUCUGGUGUCGCAUAUCUCACCGUCCAGGACUCCAGCGUUACCAAGAACGCUGCUCAUCACACGACGCAUCAUCUCUAUGUCACACGGCAGAAGGACAACGAGACGUACGCCGCUGGGGCAUACAACUCUCUCACCCCCGAGGACCCUCAGGUUAACUUUGACAAGUACUUCAACAGUGAGUCGCUUGAUCAAGAGGAUAUUGUCGUUUGGUUCAAUCUCGGAAUGCAUCAUAUGCCUCACACAGGCGACCUCCCCAACACAGUCUUCUCGACCGCACACUCGGCUAUGUUGAUUGAGCCGUUGAACUAUCUUCUUGGUGAUCCCUCGCAGGCUAGUUCCCAGCAGGUGCUGAUCAAGACUAUGGAUGGCAAGCCUGAGAUUACUCGAUAUGGCGCUAAAGAGGCAACGUGCCCGGUUGAUCUGGCGCAGCUUAACCCGGAUCUGUCGAGUUACUCCAAUAGUAUCAGCGUCCUCAAGUAUCCUUUCGAUGGCUCAAAGCCUGAUCGUGCUUAA
Fusarium redolens is the source of this 2331-nucleotide messenger RNA. Its product is annotated as copper amine oxidase. Gene Ontology annotation, cellular component: plasma membrane. Gene Ontology annotation, molecular function: copper ion binding; primary methylamine oxidase activity; quinone binding. The transcript is spliced from 14 exons. Gene Ontology annotation, biological process: amine metabolic process. The record is from RefSeq and is a predicted model, not a curated record. The coding region runs from base 1 to 2331 and encodes 776 amino acids. Lineage: Eukaryota; Fungi; Ascomycota; Sordariomycetes; Hypocreales; Nectriaceae.